GAGAAUAAUGAGAGCGGUGUUGAAGGCUACUGGGAGGAUUUCAGGGGCAACACUCUACAAAUCUUAAUUCUUGUCAGGCAUGCACUCGCACUUUUACGUAGCAAUUGCCGAUUCAGAGUCGUUUUCUGAGUUUCUGAGAGGCGAAGGGAAUGUUUUCGAUCACUGCGUCACAUCACACACAGCGAAUGGGCACGAGACGAUUAAUGAAAGCACUGGGGCAGCGCUCAGCGCUUCGGUGAGCUUCUCCGCUUCUCCUGGUCUCGAGAGAGAGAGGACUAUUGAGUUUAACGUACUGGACUGAUGAGCGGGAUGCGCGUGCGUCAGAGUAUGACAUUCCCGUCAUUCCAGCGAGCCGCUCUUAGGGCUCUCGCGGCCUUGACGAUGAUUCUCGCGACCUCCGUUCGGAGCAACUACGUUUUUGAUGAAGACCCCUUCCAGCCAGUGACCCAAGAUGAGACGGUGGCAGUGGGCGGGGUGGUGACCCUGACAUGCAGUGUGAAGGAAAACGAUAACUCCUCCCUCCAGUGGUCUAACACGGCCCAGCAGACCUUGUACUUUGGAGAGAAGAGAGCACUGAGAGAUAACCGUAUCCAGUUGGUAAAGUCCACGGCUACAGAGCUGAUAAUCACCAUCGCAGAAGUUCAGCUGUCAGAUGAUGGAGAGUACACCUGUUCCAUUUUCACCAUGCCUGUACGGACAGCACGAGCCACAGUUACUGUACUUGGUGUUCCAGGCAAGCCGGUGAUAACAGGUUUUGAAGAUGCUGUUCAGGAGGGCAGCACGGUUACUCUUACCUGCACGAGUUCAGGCAGCAAACCUCCUGCUAAACUACGCUGGUACCUUAAUCAAGAGGAGAAACCGGGGCGUCCUGAUGUUGUGGAGUCCAACCCCGAAGAACCAACCUACACAGUAACCAGCGAGCUCAUCUUCACUGUCACAAGGAAUGAUAACAACGCUCUGGUCGCCUGUGAGGUGGAUCACGCAUCCAUUGCCAAUGGAGACAAGAAGACAGAACAGCCCCUCAGCGUCUUGUUUUCUCCCAGCGUGUCAAUUCAGCCUGAGAGUGACCUGCCCAGAGAAGGAGAGAAGUUUUACCUGCAGUGCGUGGCGAACGGAAAUCCAGAGACCCUGUUCUCUCCUCUCUUUGCUUCUAUCCAUCACAAGACUCUCCGAGGCUCCUGGCGUCUGUCGGCCUGCCGUCCUCUCUGCUCUCUCUUGUCUAUGUGA
Molecule: messenger RNA, 1227 nt
Organism: Pimephales promelas (fathead minnow)
Lineage: Eukaryota; Metazoa; Chordata; Actinopteri; Cypriniformes; Leuciscidae
Source: RefSeq, a predicted model, not a curated record